AAAAAAAGGCAAAUAACAUAAAGAAGGCCAAUUAAUAUACAUACAUACAUACAGCCACAGGAGGAGCUAGCUUAUUGUGUGAGAUUCGUCUUGUGAAACCUCAUUCUCUCUACCAUUUUGUGUUUCUUCUUGUUACCAAUGGAGAUUGUUGUUGCUGUUGGAGAAGCACUCCUAUCGGCUACUGUUCAACCACUUAUUGAUACGCUUUCCUCUCAUCAACUCAACAUCUUUGUUCGAGGGGAGAAAAUCGAUGCUGACAUCAAGGACUGGAAGAUGAUCCUGGAUGAAAUCAACGCUUUGCUCCAUAAUGCUGAAGACACGCAAAUGACAAAUCCUGCAGUGAAAAUAUGGCUUGAUGAGUUUCGAGACUUGGCCUAUGACAUAGACGAUGUAUUGGAUGUGUUCAACACCGAAGCUUUGAAGCGCGACAUGACGGAAGACCCUCAGGCAUGCACAAGCAAGCUGCUAAAGUUCCUCUCCACUUGUUUCACUUCUUCUGCGUUCAAGAACAAUAUGGUACCAAGGAUAAAAGACAUUACUGAAAGAUUAGAGCGUCUUAAGGCGAGGCAAGAACAUACUCUCAACUUGAGGAGGAUUGCUUAUGGGACGAGAUCCAACCAGCCGAAGGAAAGGCCACCAACGACUUCUCUGGUAGAUGAAUCGUACAUUUAUGGCAGGGAUGACGACAAAGAAGUUAUUGUUCAAAUGUUGCUUAGGGAUGAAGGUGGUAGCAACUCCAUUUCUGUGAUCCCUAUUUUGGGGAUGGGAGGGAUUGGCAAGACUACAUUAGCUCAGUUAGUGUACAACGAUUCAGCAGUAAAGGACUAUUUUGGCAUCAAGGUGUGGGUAUGCAUCUCUGAAAAUUUUGAUGUUGUCGGCUUAACGAGAACAAUUUUGCGGAAAGUAGCUCCAGAGACAUGUGAUUUGAACAAUCUUGAUUUGGAUUCACUUCAAGAAACAUUGAAAGGGAAAUUGUCUCAAAAGAAAUUUCUGCUCAUCCUAGAUGAUGUUUGGGAAGAGGAUUACAUUCUAUGGGAUCAACUACGUAGACCUUUCUUUUCUGCAGCGUCCAGUAGCAAAAUUAUUGUCACCACUCGGAAGAAUAAUGUUGCACCGAUCACUGCUAAUGGUUCAAUUUUCCAUUUGAAGGAGUUGCCAGAUGAAGAGUGCUUGUCCAUAUUGGCUCACCAUGCUUUGGCGGCACAAAGCUUUGAUGCACACUUAGAUCUAAAGGAUAUUGGCCUGGAAUUGGUGAAAAGUUGUAAUGGACUUCCCUUGGCUGCAAAAGUUUUGGGAGGUCUCUUGCGCAAUAAACGAAGCCGUGAACACUGGGAAUGUGUAUUGAGAAACAAACAGUGGAAUUUCCCAGAAAAGAGCAAUAGUGUCCAUCCGAUUCUAAAAUUGAGUUAUGAUGAUCUCCCUUCUCAUUUAAAGCGUUGCUUUGUUUAUUGUGCAAUAUUGCCCAAGGAUUAUGAGUUUUGUAGGGAUGAGUUGGUUCUGUUAUGGAUGGCAGAAGGCUUUUUGCACCAUCCCCAGGGAGGGAAGCAUAUGGAGGACUUGGGAAUUGAAUACUUUGAGGAUUUGGUAUCAAGGUCAUUCUUUGGGCCAAGUAAUAGUAAAGGGUCAUCAACAUUUGUGAUGCAUGAUCUCAUAAGUGAUCUUGCUCAAACUAUUUCGAAAGAUAUUUGUUAUAAUUAUGAGAAUAAGACAAAGGGUGCAAGCUAUGAAAAUGUCCGUUAUGCAUCUUUUUCUUUUCGCGAAGACUCGCAAGAAUAUGAAGUCUAUUCUCGAAUGAAGAGGUUGAGAACAAUUUGGCGACAAGGUGGUUAUUAUCCUGGCUGGGGAGUCCAUGGAAACAAGAUGUUGGACGAGCUAUUAACACAAUCAAAAUGCGCAAGGGUGCUGUCUCUUGCUGAUUCCCCAACGGGAAAGCUAUCGAAUUCAAUUGGAGAUUUGAUACACCUACGGUUCAUCAACUUAUCUGAGACAUCUAUUGAACAGCUUCCAGAGUCAGUGAGUACUCUCUUUAAUUUACAAACUUUGUUAUUGUUUUCUUGUCGUCGACUCGUGAAGUUGCCAGAUAAAAUUAGAAAUCUGGUGAACUUGCGGCAUCUUGAUAUUUCAUCGACACCUAAGUUAAAGAAGUUGCCAUCCGGCAUAGGUAUGUUGACCAAUCUUCAGACUUUAUCCAAGUUUAUUGUGCAAGAAGGGGAUGGAGCUACAAUCGCUGAACUCCAUAACUUGAACAAUCUUCGUGGCAGUUUAUCCAUUGAAGGGCUUCAAAAUGUACAAGAAUCAAAGUUCGCAAACUUAAAGGGGAAGCAAGGCCUUGAAGAAUUGGAAUUACAAUGGAAUCCUGGUGAUGGAAGGAAUGACAUGCCGGUGCUUGAAUCACUUGAACCUCAUCAAAACUUGAAGAGGCUUACCAUUUCAUCCUACGAUGGUGCAGAAUUCCCAUCUUGGAUGACAAAUAUUCGUUUGGUUUCCUUAAAUCUGUUGAAUUGUAAAGAGAUCAAACUCUUACCCCCUCUCGGGCAACUUUGCUUACUCAAAGAGCUACGCAUACAUGGAUUGGGUGCAGUUAAAACCAUAGGUGGUGAGUUUUAUGGGGAUGGCGUAGUGCCAUUUCGUUCAUUAGAGAGGUUGGAAAUCACUUAUAUGUCAGAUUGGAUUGAAUGGUCUCAUGGCAAUAUGGGUGGUGAUCAAGGAUUUCCUAAUCUUCAGGAGCUUAGGCUAUUUAAUUGUCCUAAAUUGAUUGGGAGUUUGCCAAGUGGAUUGCACAGACUUAGACAUCUCUCUCAAUUGAAAAUCAUCGGAUGUGGAAGUCUGGUAUCGUUUGCUCCUAUGGGCUUGCCAUGUAGUCUAAAAGGCAUUACAGUUAUACAUUGUGAUGCUCUUCAAUGUUUCCCAAUAAUUUACACUGACGAUAGCGAGCAGAGCCUUCUUGAAGAACUAUAUAUUGAGUAUUGCUCUUCCCUCAAGUACUUGGAGGGAAACUUCAAGUUGCCUACCUCAUUAAGGAAAUUGACAAUCGAGAGUUGUGGAAAUCUAUUGUCUCUACCUGAUGGAUUGAUGGUGCAAGAUAACAACACAAACCGGUUUCAGUCUCAGUCUCAGUCUCAUCUUGAGCAUUUGGAGAUUACGGGAUGUCAGAGGCUUACCGCCCUUCCAACCGGCAAAUUUCCUGCUGCUCUUAAAAUCCUUACACUUAGGGGAUGUAGUUUGCAAUUGGAAUCAGCAAUUUCAGAGAAUAACAUGGCACUUGAAACAAUUGAAAUACGGAAUAAUGAUGAGAUAAAACCAUUGCCCUCCAUGGACUGUUUGCCAAGUCUCAGGGUACUGAUCAUAGAUGGUUAUGCUUUAGAGUCCUUCCCAGAAAUGGGCUUCCUCAGCACCACUCUUCAAAGCCUUGUUAUAGAGAGGUGCCAAAAUCUGUCAUUGCUGCCCAUUCGAAUACAAAGCCAUUUCCCUUCACUUCGAGAGCUGUCCAUAAGGAAUUGUCCUAAUGUGGUAUCCUUGAUAGAAGCAGCAGGUGGUGUGCAACGAAACCUUACUAAACUCGAGAUAUGGGACUGCAAGAAACUGAGGCAUCCAAUACCAGAGUGGGGUUUGGGCAUGCUAUCCUCUCUUGUAAGACUUGAUGUCACAGGUAGAUGUCCUGCAACUGCAGAUGUGGUAUCGUUUCCAGACGAUAAUUGUUGUUGGCUUCCCACCUCUCUGAAAUAUCUCCGUAUAGGAUAUUUCACGAGUCUGGAAUCUGUGUCCAUGGGACUCCAAAUGCUCACCUCUCUUGAAGAACUGGUUAUCCAACAGUGUCCCAAACUCCGAUCCCUGCCAAAGGAAGCCCUGCCUUUCUCUCUUGAACGAAUGUUUAUCUCUGGUUCUCCGCUCCUCAUUAAAGACUACUUCAGUGAAAGAAAGAGAUUAUACGUCGACUAUCGUGAUAGAGAAUAUAAUCAGUGGCAGUGAGCUUCAGAUUAUACGUCAAGUGGGUCUCUUUGGUCAUACAAGACAAGUCAUAAAUCAAUCAAAGUUUAAGAAGCCCAGGUCUGCCCACCCACCAAACACCACACAUCACUUGUCUUUCUUGUUCAUAGUUUCUAUGCUUAAUUUGUAAUUUCACUGCCAAUUUGAUCCAUCCUUUUUUAUAUUCAUACCUUUCAGGUCAUUAAGGAUGAGUAGUCUCUCAAAGACACAAUCGAAGGAGUUUAUGAAAGAGUUCAAAUUGGCAGUGGACUGCCUAAUUGGUUGUUUUUGUUGCUGAACAAUUUCUUCAUCACAAACUCCAUAACCAUAAUAAGGCUUGAUGUAUAGAAAUAUAUAUAUAUCUUAGAUGGCUUCAUUUUCUUUUGUCUUUUUGGGUAUAUAAAUCUUCUUACAUCUUAUAUUGUUAUUAGUUUAUAAUUCACUAAAUAUGAUGUGCUACUUGUAAUGCUUUAAGAAGUUGAGGAGGCUUGAACCAAUUUCCCAUAUGCAUUUUCUCUUCCUUUGUUUCA
Molecule: messenger RNA, 4496 nt
Organism: Tripterygium wilfordii
Lineage: Eukaryota; Viridiplantae; Streptophyta; Magnoliopsida; Celastrales; Celastraceae
Product: putative disease resistance RPP13-like protein 1
Exons: 2
Coding region: 139-3969 (1276 amino acids)
Biological process (GO): defense response to other organism
Molecular function (GO): ADP binding
Source: RefSeq, a predicted model, not a curated record